Molecule: messenger RNA, 3321 nt
Organism: Lepus europaeus (European hare)
Lineage: Eukaryota; Metazoa; Chordata; Mammalia; Lagomorpha; Leporidae
Gene: THRA
Product: thyroid hormone receptor alpha
Exons: 9
Coding region: 391-1623 (410 amino acids)
Biological process (GO): positive regulation of transcription by RNA polymerase II; retinoic acid receptor signaling pathway; thyroid hormone receptor signaling pathway
Molecular function (GO): zinc ion binding; nuclear receptor activity; RNA polymerase II cis-regulatory region sequence-specific DNA binding
Source: RefSeq, a predicted model, not a curated record
CCACCGGCCCCCCAUGGACGCCCCCGGCACGGGGCGCUGAGACCCCCGCGCCGCUGCCCAGCCCGGUCCAGCGCGCCACGCCGAGGGAUCCGCAGACAGGACGAGACUCUGAAGUUACUCUCCCAGCACCUACCCCCAGGACCACCCCCCCCAAGGACCCAGCUUGCCCUCAACCCUCCCACCUGCCACUCCCUGGCCCCUCCCACCGCCCGCCCCCCUUGGGGUGCAGGGCAUGGUGUGAAAGGCCAAGUGCUGAGUGGGUACCAUGGGUGCUGUGCCCUAGGGCCUGGGUGGCGGGGGGUGGGCGGCCUGUGGGCGUGUUGGGGGGGCCAGCGUGCCCACCCCAGUCUCUUGGCGUGCUGGAGGGCAUCCUGGAUGGAAUUGAAGUGAAUGGAACAGAAGCCAAGCAAGGUGGAGUGUGGGUCAGACCCAGAGGAGAACAGUGCCAGGUCACCAGAUGGAAAGCGAAAAAGAAAGAACGGCCAAUGUUCCCUGAAAACCAGCAUGUCAGGGUAUAUCCCUAGCUACCUGGACAAAGACGAGCAGUGUGUCGUGUGUGGGGACAAGGCAACCGGCUACCACUACCGCUGUAUCACUUGUGAGGGCUGCAAGGGCUUCUUUCGCCGCACAAUCCAGAAGAAUCUCCAUCCCACCUAUUCCUGCAAAUAUGACAGCUGCUGCGUCAUCGACAAGAUCACGCGCAAUCAAUGCCAGCUGUGCCGCUUCAAGAAGUGCAUCGCCGUGGGCAUGGCCAUGGACUUGGUUCUAGAUGACUCGAAGCGGGUGGCCAAGCGCAAGCUGAUAGAGCAGAACCGGGAGCGGCGGCGGAAGGAGGAGAUGAUCCGAUCCCUGCAGCAGCGACCAGAGCCCACGCCUGAAGAGUGGGAUCUGAUCCACGUCGCCACGGAGGCCCAUCGCAGCACCAACGCCCAGGGCAGCCACUGGAAGCAGAGGCGGAAAUUCCUGCCAGAUGACAUUGGCCAGUCACCCAUCGUCUCAAUGCCAGACGGGGACAAGGUGGACCUAGAGGCCUUCAGCGAGUUUACCAAGAUCAUCACCCCGGCCAUCACCCGUGUGGUGGACUUUGCCAAAAAACUGCCCAUGUUCUCCGAGCUGCCUUGCGAAGACCAGAUCAUCCUCCUGAAGGGGUGCUGCAUGGAGAUCAUGUCCCUGCGGGCGGCCGUCCGCUAUGACCCCGAGAGCGACACCCUGACACUGAGUGGGGAGAUGGCUGUCAAGCGGGAGCAGCUCAAGAACGGUGGCCUGGGUGUCGUCUCCGACGCCAUCUUCGAACUGGGCAAGUCACUGUCUGCCUUUAACCUGGACGACACGGAAGUGGCUCUGCUGCAGGCUGUGCUGCUAAUGUCAACAGACCGCUCGGGCCUGCUGUGCGUGGACAAGAUCGAGAAGAGUCAGGAGGCGUACCUGCUGGCGUUCGAGCACUACGUGAACCACCGCAAACACAACAUUCCGCACUUCUGGCCCAAGCUGCUCAUGAAGGUGACUGACCUCCGCAUGAUCGGGGCCUGCCACGCCAGCCGCUUCCUCCACAUGAAAGUCGAGUGCCCCACCGAACUCUUUCCCCCACUCUUCCUCGAGGUCUUUGAGGAUCAGGAAGUCUAAAAGCCUCAGGCGGCCAGAGGGUGUGCCGGAGCUGGGGGGAGGAGCCUGGAGAGAAGGGGCGGGGCUGGGGCUGAGGGAGACCCCACCCCCACACCCCGCUUCUCUCCUUCCCGCUCUCCCUCGGAUAGAUUCCGCUCCCAUACACACACCCCACACUGCCCAGGUCCCCCCUCAGAACCUCCAGCCCUGGGACAGGGCAACAAAUGAACUUGCUAUGAAAAGGACAGUGUGGGAGGUGGGGGGGGACCCAGUCCGCUGAGAAGCCAGGGGAAGGGAGAAAGAAACAGAGCGGACAAGCCAUCUUGACUGUAGGGAGAGGAGGAAGGUGGGAGGGGACAGAUGCCCUCAACUCUCCCCCUGCACGAAAGAGAGAGAGACAGAGAGAGAGACAGAGAGAGAGGGACACCCUGCCCAGUCCCUUGGCCGAGGUGUCCCCUCCAAGCUAAGGCCUCCUGCUCCCCCAGAUGCCUGGGCUCAGAGGACGACUUGGCUCGGCGCCUCCCCUGGGGGUUAAAUGUUAUAGUCAUUCUAACUGCACUUUGGAAACAAGCAAGGGGAGAAGAUAGAUGAAGAAAAACUAGACCGACAAAAAGACAAAAAAAGAGCGAGAGAGAGAGCGAGAGCGAGCGAGCGAGAGCGAGCGAGAGAGAUGAUAUUAAGUUAUUAACUAAGGCUGGCCAGAGGGGAAGGACCCCCCUUACCACCCCAUGCACUUUGACAGCUGCCCUUCCUCCUCCUCGAAUCAAAGAGAGUCCCUCUCCCAGCAGACCGCACCGGGAGGGCUGCCCGUCAGAGCUGUGAGCUGACACGACAGGGUCCUGGCCACCCCCUGCCUUGCCCCUCCCCCUGUGCCCCUUUGGCACCCCCAGCCCAGUUCUUCCUCCGCUCUCUGCCACUCGUGCCCGCUGAGUUCCAUCUACCUCUCACGCUGGAUGCCAGUUGGCCCCUCACCUCCUGUCCUGCUGCCCGCACAGCUCCCCAUUCAAGUGCCCAGCCCCAGGGGUCUGUCCCUGUCCCCCGCCCCUCACACACACACGUGCACACACACACACACGCACACCUAGGCACCCACACGGGAAAAGCUGUGGCUGCGGCUUCCGCCCUCCUCAUGUCCUGCAGUAUUAGCUAUGGUCCAGAUGCUGCUGCCCGGGGUGGGAGCUGUGCGUGAGCAUCUCCCUGAGUCCCCGCAGCUGGGGGCGGGGCCUCCCUUGCCCUGUUUCCUGGUCUGUCUUCUGGGCUCUCUCUAAUCUCUGCCCUCCUCCCUCCCUGCUCCUACACAAUGCACUCAUCCUGACUUUGGGUGGGCAGGCACCAGAAUGGGGUGUCUGGAUCAGUGGCACUACAUUGGGGCCCUGGGAGAAGGGUGGUUGGUGCUCCUCCUUUUUUCCCUUUGAUGCUCUUCAGACCAGCCCCGCUCUGCCCCUGGGCCCCCUUCCCCUCUUCUUUUCUCGAAUUCAGGGACUUUGGCUUGAGCCCCUCCCAGCCUCCUGGUGAGGAGUGCUCUGUUGGUCUGCACUUGGGGCAGCUGCCCUCCUCCUCAUCCGCCUCCUCCCUUUGGCUAUGGUAGCUCCUCAGGGGAGAGAGAGGGAGGGAGGGAAGAAGGAGAGGAGUGGGGAGGGACAGCGCAGACCAGAGGGCCCUGGGCUCAGGGCUGCACGUCGGCAGGGAUGGAUGGGUGGACAUAGAUGCCCCCGGAAG